ACAGCCCAGCACACAGCCCCGAUGGCUCCCAAGCCCAGCGGAUGCCUGGUGCUGCUGCUUGCCUGCUGCCUGACGCCCACCUGGGCCACCCUGCUGCCCCUGGAAUGGCUCUGGUCCUCAACGACCAGUGACUCCACAGCCACUCCGGUCUCCCAGCCCCAGGGCCACCCCUCCCAGCGUGGCCCCACGGAGCCAACGACAGCCCCUGCCAGCACCCAGCUGGCCUUGAAGGAACAGGAGGUCACCUGGAGCAAGAGCUCUGCUUCCCACGUCACCCCCUCCAGCCUGGCUGCCUCUGCCGGGAGCCUGGAUUUGAAGGAGGAGGAGAACAUCGCAGGCGUUGGUGCCAAGAUCCUGAAUGUGGCUCAGGGCAUUCGGAGCUUCAUCCAGCUGUGGGACGAUGCUGCCCCCACCGGGGCCUCUGCUGCCACCUCAACCCCUACAGAGCCGCACACCCUCGAGGGACCCUAUAGUGACUCCCAGGACAGUGGGCCUACCCUCUGGUCCAAUCUGGGAGCCCCAUGGGUUCUGGGUACUCAGACAGCGGAGGCUGGUGCCCUGGCCAUGCCCACCCAGCUACCUCCAUCUCUGGAGAGCACCAGCCAGGAGGUGGGGCUGCUGCAGCUCCUUGGGGAGCCCCUGCCCCAGCAGAUCACAGCCAUCAGUGACCCCGAGGUCGGGCCAGCCUAUAUCUUUGGACCAGAUGCCAACAAUGGCCAAGUGGCCCGGUACCACGUGCCCAGCCCCUUCUUCCGUGACUUCUCGCUGCUGUUCCACGUGCGACCAGACACGGGGGCUGCGGGCAUGCUGUUUGCCAUCACAGACGCGUCGCAAGCAGCCGUGAUGCUGGGCGUGAAGCUCUCAGGGGUGCAGGACCAGCACCAGAACAUCUCACUGCUCUACAUGGAGCCGGGUGCCAGCCAGACCCGCACGGCUGCCAGCUUCCGCUUGCCUGCCUUUGUGGGCCAGUGGACCCGUUUUGCGCUCAGCGUGGAAGGCAGCUCUGUGGCGCUCUAUGUGGACUGCGAGGAGUUUCAGAGGCUGCCAUUCACACGGUCCCCACGGGGUCUGGAGCUGGAGCCUGGCGCUGGCCUCUUUGUGGGCCAGGCUGGAGGCGCAGACCCCGACAAGUUCCAGGGGGCGAUUGCAGAGCUAUGGGUGCGUGCUGAUCCCCGGGUGAGCCCUGUGCGCUGCCAGGAUGAGGAGGAUGAGGAUGAAGACAGGGCAUCUGGUGACUUGGGCAGUGGCCUAGAGGAGCACCAAGAACUUCACAGGGAGGACGUGGUGGUGACGCAGACACCCAGCCUGCCCCCACCACCCCCCGUGACGACUCCUCCCCUGGCCAGGGGCAGUGGCAAGGAAGAUGGCAAGGAAGAUGCCAGGACAGAGGAGCUCGAGGUGCCAAGCACGGUGGCUCCAUCAGAGCAUGAAGCUCUUCCUGGGAAGACCCUUCCGGGUAACGAGUGGGACAAGCGUGCUCUGAGCCCAGGCAGCAGCCUGGAGACGGGAGGCCUGAAGGGGCAGAAGGGGGAGCCAGGAGCUCAGGGUCCACCUGGCCCGGUCGGUCCCCAGGGCCCUGUAGGCCCUGGGAUGCACAGCCCCGACACACACUCUGUCCCUGGGCCUCAGGGCCCCCCAGGACACCCUGGUCCUCCAGGGAAGGACGGCGCCCCAGGAAGGGACGGCGAGCCGGGUGAUCCCGGUGAGGACGGAAGACCAGGGGAUGCUGGGCCACAGGGCUUCCCAGGGACCCCAGGGGAUGUGGGCCCUAAGGGAGAGAAGGGAGAUCCAGGGGUUGGACCAAGAGGACCCCCAGGGCCCCAAGGUCCUCCAGGGCCCCCAGGACCAUCCUUCAGGCAUGACAAGCUGACCUUUGUCGACAUGGAGGGAUCUGGCUUCAGUGGUGACCUGGAGACCCUCAGGGGCCCACGAGGCUUCCCAGGUCCCCCGGGCCCCCCUGGAGUCCCAGGCCUGCCUGGUGAACCUGGCCGCUUUGGGGUGAAUGGCUCCCACGUCCCAGGACCCCCAGGCCUCCCGGGUGUGUCUGGGAGGGACGGCGCCCCAGGAUUUCCUGGAUCUCCGGGACCCCCAGGCCCUCCUGGAAGAGAGGGUCCUCCAGGAAGAGCGGGCGAGAAAGGAACCCUUGGCAACGCAGGAGCCCCUGGACCCAAGGGCAGCAAGGGAGACCCAGGCCCUGUGGGUGCUCCCGGGGAGAAUGGCUUUACAGGAGCCCCUGGGCCCGCUGGACCCCCAGGACCCCCAGGACCCCCAGGACCUCCCGGGCCCCCUGGACAAGGAUUCGCUGCGGGAUUUGAUGACAUGGAAGGCUCUGGAGCCCCCUUCUGGUCAACAGCCCGAGGCUCCGCAGAGCUCCAGGGACCACCUGGCCUUCCAGGACUCAAGGGAGAUCCUGGUGUGCCUGGGCCUCCUGGAGACAAAGGGGAAGUUGGAGCAGAUGGCACCCGCGGGUUCCCUGGCCUCCCAGGCAGUGAAGGCCCAGCUGGGCCCAUGGGACCCAAAGGAGAGAAAGGGAGUCCGGGAGAAAAAGGUGACCCAGGGAAGGACGGCGUGGGCCAGCCUGGCCUCCCCGGGCCCCCAGGACCCCCGGGCCCCGUGGUCUAUGUGUCGGAACAGGACCGAGCACUGGCCAGUGUGCCAGGUCCUGAGGGCAGGCCGGGCUUUGCAGGCUUCCCUGGACCUGCUGGGCCAAAGGGCGACGAGGGCUCCAAAGGCGCACAGGGCUCCCCGGGACCCAAGGGUGAGAAAGGGGAGCCAGGUGGCAUCUUUGGCCCUGACAGCAGAGCCCUGGGUCCUGUGCAGAAGGGAGCCAAGGGUGAGCCUGGCUUCCGUGGACCCCCGGGACCAUAUGGACGGCCUGGGCACAAGGGAGAAAUCGGCUUUCCUGGACGGCCGGGUCGCCCUGGAAUGAAUGGGCUGAAGGGUGAGAAGGGGGAGCCUGGAGACGCCACCCUCGGAUUUGGCAUGAGGGGCAUGCCUGGCCCCCCAGGACCUCCUGGCCCCCCCGGACCCCCUGGGACGCCUGUCUAUGAUAGCAACGCAUUCGUGGAGUCUAGUCGUCCUGGACCUCCAGGAGCACAAGGGUUGCCAGGGCCUUCUGGGCCCAAGGGUGACAAAGGAGAUGUUGGUCAGCCUGGACCACCAGGGAAGUUCCCCUUGGACCUGUUCCACCUGGGAGCUGAAAUGAAGGGUGAGAAAGGGGAGCGUGGGGACGCCGGACAGAAGGGCGAGCGGGGAGCACCUGGGGCCAGCAGCGGCUUCUUUGGCUCCAGUGUGCCUGGCCCCCCUGGGCCGCCAGGGUACCCUGGGAUUCCGGGUCCCAAGGGAGAGAGCAUCCGGGGCCCGCCUGGCCCACCUGGCCCUCAGGGACCUCCUGGCAUUGGCUAUGAGGGGCGCCAGGGCCCCCCUGGCCCUCCUGGGCCCCCUGGGCCCCCCUCAUUUCCUGGCCCACAUAGGCAGACUAUCAGCAUUCCUGGACCUCCUGGUCCUCCUGGGCCCCCAGGACCCCCAGGGGCCAUGGGCACCUCUUCAGGGGUGAGGGCCUGGACCACCUACGAGGCCAUGCUGGAGAAGGUGCGUGAGGUGCCCGAGGGCUGGCUCAUCUUCGUAGCUGAGGACGAGGAGCUCUACGUCCGCGUCCGCAAUGGGGUCCGCAAGGUCCUGCUGGAGGCCCGGAUGCCGCUCCCGCCUGAGACGGACAAUGAGGUGGCUGCCCUGCAGCCCCCACUGGUGCAGUUGCAUGAGGGCGGUCCAUACCCACGGCGGGAGCACUCCUACUCUACCGCACGGCCCUGGCGGGCAGAUGACAUCCUGGCCAGCCCCCCACGCCUGCCAGACCCCCGGCCCUAUCCCGGAGUCCCACACCACCAUGGCGCCUAUGUACAUCUUAGGCCAACCAGCCCAACAGGCUCAGCAGCUCACUCCCACCAGGACUUCCAGCCAGUGCUCCACCUGGUGGCACUCAACAGCCCACUGCCAGGUGGCAUGCGUGGCAUCCGUGGGGCCGACUUCCAGUGCUUCCAGCAGGCGCGAGCCGUGGGGCUGAGCGGCACCUUCCGAGCCUUCCUCUCCUCCCGGCUGCAGGACCUCUACAGCAUUGUACGGCGUGCGGACCGAGGGGCCGUGCCCAUUGUCAACCUCAGGGAUGAGGUGCUGUCUCCCAGCUGGGAAGCCCUGUUCUCGGGCUCCCAGGGCCAGCUGAAGCCUGGGGCCCGCAUCUUCUCUUUUGAUGGCAGAGAUGUCCUGAGACACCCGGCCUGGCCCCAAAAGAACGUGUGGCACGGCUCUGACCCCAGCGGGCGCCGGCUGACCGAGAGCUACUGUGAGGCGUGGCGGACAGAGGCAGUGGCAGCCACAGGCCAGGCUUCUUCACUGCUGUCCGGCAGGCUGCUGGAGCAGAGUGCCUCGAGCUGCCGCAAAGCCUACAUCGUGCUCUGCAUCGAGAACAGUUUCAUGAUGCCCUCCAAGUAGGGCCCUGUGCUGGACAGAAGUGGCCUGAGGACAGCACCGGCAGGGAGCAGCCACCGGCCUAGAGCCUCCAAGAUGCUUUCCUGUGUAGUUCACAUUUCAUGUAAUCCUCGAAAAAUAAAAGGAAGCCAAAGAGUGUAUUUUCAUAAAAGUUUAGAGCACAUGAUGCCAGUACAUCCCUGCUCCUGCUUUCCCUGCCAUGCUGGCCUGCUGUGACAUGUGCAGCCUCUGUGCCUAGGGCCAUGUCAGCCCACAGCUGGACUUCAGCAGAAGGCCACCCCAGGACAUAUGGCUGAGACAGGCCUGUGCCCUGGCUCAAGGGCCUACCAAUGAAGGAAGGGCCUGGCACCCUCACGAGUUGUGGUUUCCUGCUUGGUUCCUUUCUGCCCAGAGACGCCACAGAAGGUGCUGCAGGCCAAGUCCAGUCUGCACAGAGCCCCCGGUAAUGCUGGGCACACAUGGCCGCCCUGCUUGGCCUCCACUGCUGCAAAGACCCGGUGCCCACGGGAGCAGGGUUCCACCUCAGCACCCACCCAGCCCAGGCUGUGCCCAGGGAUGGGUGAGGCCUGCUGUGGCUUGCCCACUGCUUCUCCUUCUAGCCUUGUCAGGCCUCUCCUCAAGCUUGUAUCUCAGGUGACUCCGCUGUGAGGAGAGGUCUGUGGGUGAUCAGUCAGGCCAUGGCAGUGCCCUGUGCCCAGCCUUUGGCCUGCAAGUCCAGAAGCCCAGAGCAUCUGCCACAGGGGCUGCCUGCGUGGCCACCUGGGCUGACUAUGGCUGCUGCUACCACCCUUGGGAUCUGGGAUGUGGUGAGGACUGGGCGAAACCAGUGGGGCUGGUUCUAUGUGGUAUGGACUGUUUCAAAAGGACACAAAUAAAAACUUUUUACAUGGA
This is a messenger RNA of Cavia porcellus (domestic guinea pig), 5376 nucleotides long. RefSeq names its product collagen type XVIII alpha 1 chain (gene Col18a1). NCBI's taxonomy places the organism in Eukaryota, Metazoa, Chordata, Mammalia, Rodentia, Caviidae. The coding region runs from base 22 to 4488 and encodes 1488 amino acids. The record is from RefSeq and is a predicted model, not a curated record. The transcript is spliced from 41 exons. Gene Ontology annotation, molecular function: extracellular matrix structural constituent conferring tensile strength. Gene Ontology annotation, biological process: endothelial cell morphogenesis; angiogenesis; extracellular matrix organization.